Messenger RNA from Suncus etruscus (white-toothed pygmy shrew), 1584 nucleotides. RefSeq names its product chromosome 13 C4orf17 homolog (gene C13H4orf17). The coding region runs from base 1 to 1584 and encodes 527 amino acids. NCBI's taxonomy places the organism in Eukaryota, Metazoa, Chordata, Mammalia, Eulipotyphla, Soricidae. The transcript has 11 exons. The record is from RefSeq and is a predicted model, not a curated record.
AUGCAAUGUUCUACUGGAGAUGUCAAAGGAUUCUACAAAGCUCCCCUCACCUUUGCCUGGACCACAGCAAUGGAGGUGCCCCCACAGUCAAGGACAGGGACUCCCACACAACUGGAGGAAUGGCGGAGCACAGAAACCCUCUGCCACACACCAGGGUUUCCAUCAGAUGCUCUGUGGAGACCAGAGUCCAAGUCCCUUCUUUAUCCUUGGCAUAACUUAGGAGUGACUCUACAUACAUGUUCCCAAAUUAGUAAAGAAGAGCAAAGAAUAGAAAAGAUGAGAGAUGAAGCCUGCUGUAAUAGAAAACCAGACUUUCCUCUUCACCGCCAUGGAGGUUGCAAGUCAGAGGAGGAGGAACUGGAUAGGCUGUUUGCUGAGGCCUCCUGGGGCCUGUCUUCUGCCCUUGGAGAGUGCGCUGCCCUGUGUCUUCCUCCUCUAGAAGGAUUACAGAGAGGUCCCUACGAGCACCAGCUGGGUAUCCCGACAUCCAGGCCCCAGAGCAAGGGCUGGGGCAGCCACGGGAAGGUGGCCACUGUGAGCAGCUUCCCUAUCAGGCACACGCCUCACCCGCGAAGGGUCUGCCACAUCAAAGGUUUGAACAACACCCCGAUCUGUGCUGUGAAUGAUGAUGACCUAUACAGACCUUGGAGCGUUGGGCAGCUGAGCCACUUGGAGAAAGAAGAGAACUCACUCGCCAAGUACAGUGUGCCCAGCACCGUGGCUCUGCUGAGCCCUGGCAGGGGAUUGUCCCCAACCCCAGGCAGCCUGAGAAUCCCCGAACGGCCUCAGUCUGCUCCCUGUAGAAAAAGCAAGGAGUGCUUCAGAACUUAUGCUGAGAAUCCCUCAGUCAUAAAAAAGGAGGAAAUUAAGGCCCAACACCCCCCGUCACUUCCCAAGGCAUGUUCCACAGCCGGAUCCUGUUCCUCAGAAGCAUGGAGUACCAAGGCAGCCGUCCGAGAGAAAACUUUCAGUAUUCCAAACUACCUGGAUCAGGAAAUCAAAAUUCUGGCAAAGCUCUGUGACAUUUUACACACAGAUUCUCUGGGAGAUGUUCUACAGUGGCUGCUUCGCGCAAGUUCAAAAGAGAAAGAAUGGGUCUCAACUCUGAUUCAUGCUGAGCUGUCGGAGAUGAACCUGCUAACUCACUUCCAAAGGAACCCCUCAGCCCACAGAUCAACACAGAACAGGAAACAAUCAACCGUGAAGGCACCCCCACAUUCACUGGCAAAGAGCAAAUGCAAGGAAGGACAUCCAUUGAGCAGAGCAUCAAGUCAUGGGUCUGAAGAGGAAAAGGAAGUGUCGAAAGAGGGUGAGCAGAAGCCUCCACUGUUUAUAAGAAGAAAUAACGUAAAAAUACCAGUUGCAGAGUAUUUUAGCAAAUCAGUGCCUCUUGCCACAGCAAGAAGUCAAGAGAGUUCAUCAGCUAGACUAACAGCAUCCAGGAAUACACAGAAAGAGCACAAUCGCUUUCCCCGAAAAGCAUUUAACCUUGUUUGUCGAGGUCAAAUGCGGCCCUCCCCCCAGGAGGCGCACCCCACUAUUUCAGAAGCACUGGAGCCAUUUUGGCAGCAGGAGAGCAGUUAA